Drosophila novamexicana is the source of this 909-nucleotide messenger RNA. RefSeq lists its product as uncharacterized. The record is from RefSeq and is a predicted model, not a curated record. NCBI's taxonomy places the organism in Eukaryota, Metazoa, Arthropoda, Insecta, Diptera, Drosophilidae. Bases 15 to 866 code for a protein of 283 amino acids. Gene Ontology annotation, cellular component: mitochondrion. The transcript has a single exon.
ACUACGAGAAUCAAAUGGAAUUCUUGCACAAAAAAUACUUAGAGGCAGCAGCCACUAGCAAUUCACUUAAAUUAGCCCGCCUUGAGGCUAAUUUGGUGCCAUUUAAAUCGAAAAGGACUAAAAUGUUGGCUCAGAAGUCAACAGAAAUAAACGACUCAGGGAAGCAUAAUGGGCUGGAUUGUGAGGUCGACUCAACAAAAUCAGUCAUUAGGAAAACUGAAAACAAUGAUGAAAAGUUACUGACGAUGAUCAAAAACAAUAAGACGCGACUUAGGAAGCUAUACAAGGAGCUCGACCUGAACACAUCUGAUGAGCCUUCUGGCAAGAGAGAAAAUUGUGUUCUGCAUGUAAACUACAAAGAACAAGAGGCGGCAUUGGUGUGUCAGGUGAGCACGGCCAAUCUGGGUGUACUAAAGCAUCGAUUGUCCAAGGUGCUGCUGAAAUAUAAAUCACGCUUUCGCCCUGUGCACAGUGUUCCGAGUCUCUUUAAGCAAAUGGGCCUCAUCCAUGCGCUUAUGAACUGCAAGGCUGCAAUAGACUUUGCUAGCUUGGACGAGCAGCUGAAACGCGAUGCGCACUCUUGCCAGGCUGAAGGCUGCCAGAUUGUUAGCAUUGAAAUGGGCGCACUAUGCUUUCGGUGCCAUCCAGAGGGUAUACCAGACGUGGCUGCAAAGCUUAAGCUGUGCGGCUACAAGCCGCUGCUUACAGAAAUUGGUUACUAUUCCACUGAGCCGCUUGUGAAGUUGACUGCGGCGCAAAUGCGGCGCUAUUCGGAGUUCCUCAAGGCGCUGCAGGCAGACACGGAUAUUGUGAAGAUCUAUGACAAUGUGCAGAACUCUGUGCUAAACUCCAUGUACACCGGCUGAAUUGGCAGCUGGCAAAUUUAUGUGUGGGCGAUGAAUAAAGGGG